Notothenia coriiceps (black rockcod) is the source of this 413-nucleotide messenger RNA. RefSeq names its product collagen type XXIII alpha 1 chain a (gene col23a1a). The record is from RefSeq and is a predicted model, not a curated record. The annotation marks the transcript as partial. The transcript has 7 exons. Lineage: Eukaryota; Metazoa; Chordata; Actinopteri; Perciformes; Nototheniidae.
UAUUUAUCACUGGCUCAAUGUAUUUCUCUUUGCAGGGCCCACCUGGACCACCUGGACCCUCAGGCCCAACAGGGGAAAAGGGUGAGCUUGGUUUACCUGGGCCAGCAGGAUUUGAUGGACAGAAGGGACCUCAAGGUGACAUAGGUGAGGAGGGACCAGCUGGCCACACUGGAGAGAAGGGGGAGAUGGGGCUCUUUGGGCCUGCUGGAAUGGACGGUCAUAAAGGAGAGAAGGGCGACUACAGGGUAGAGGACAACCUGGUUCAGAUGAUUUCACAGCAGGGCCCACCUGGCCCACCAGGAAUUCCCGGGGCCCCUGGAUCCAUGGGGUUGCAUGGUAUGCCCGGUCCUAAGGGUGAGCCUGGAUACGGGAUGAAGGGAGAGCAGGGGGAUUAUGGUGCUCCUGGCCCCAAA